This is a messenger RNA of Dioscorea cayenensis subsp. rotundata (Guinea yam), 1308 nucleotides long. RefSeq lists its product as uncharacterized. The coding region runs from base 26 to 1222 and encodes 398 amino acids. Lineage: Eukaryota; Viridiplantae; Streptophyta; Magnoliopsida; Dioscoreales; Dioscoreaceae. The transcript is spliced from 7 exons. The record is from RefSeq and is a predicted model, not a curated record.
UCAUAGACAUCUUCACCUCAUAACAAUGGCCUGUGGAGUGGUCACAAAUGGUUUGCUUUUUCUGUUGUUUUGCUGUGGUUUGGGACGCGAAGCAAAUGGAUGGUCAAGGUUAAGUUUUGAAGAUGAUGCAGUGAUUGAGAAGCAACUUAGGUUUAUGAACAAGCCAGUCAUCAAGACCAUUCAGAAUCAAAAUGGCGAUGUUGUUGAUUGUAUCGAUUUCGACAAACAACUGGCUUUUGAUCAUCCUUUGCUGAAGAACCAGUCAAUUAGGCAACAACACAGCUUCCAUAAGGAUUAUAGCAAUGAGAAUUUAACAUCGAAUGCUCUGUAUUCUUGGAGUGACCUUAAUGGUGAACGAUGUCCACAUGGCACCAUUCCAAUAAGAAGGACCCAAAAGAAUGAUUUAAUUAGAUUGAAGUAUUUUUUGAAGUUAGGAGGACAAUCUUCAUACCUUUUGCGAACAAUUGAAGCUACACCAGUUCCUGGAGUUCAUUGGGCGUUGCUACAAUCAAAUGACGGCAAAUAUGUUGGGGCAAGCGCAUGGCUUAACAUUAUCGGACUUCAAGGAGUUAAAGGAGACCAAUUUAGUGAAACUGCUAUAACACUUAUAAAUGGAAUUUAUGGCCCAAGCCAAAAUUAUAAUGUCAUCAAGGUUGGAUGGAUGGUGCAUCCAUCUCUAUAUGGUGACUUCCAGACGAGACUGACUGUAUUUUGGACGACUGAUGGUUAUCAGAGUGUGCAUUGCUACAAUCAACAAUGCCCUGGUUUUGUGCAAGUAAGCUCAAACAUUGUUCUUGGUUCUGUUUUAUCGGAUCAGGGAGAUGAUAAAUUUUUAUCAUUUUCCAUAUUUAAGGAUAAAGUGACCGGAGAUUGGUGUCUGACAAUAACAACCCUGAAUGGAGUUGAGAAUAUCGGUUACUGGCCGAAGUCCAUGUUCAACAGUUUAGGUGAUUAUGCUAGCCGCAUUCAAUGGGGUGGACUGGUUUAUUCCCCAACGAGCGAGCCUAGCCCUCCGAUGGGCAAUGGCAAGUUCCCGUCUAAUGGUGGUGCCCGAGUUAUCGAGAUUAACAUGAUAAAUGAAAAUGGUCAAACUCUAGAACCACAAGGCGACGAACUCCUUUACGCCGAUAAACCUGACUGUUAUGCUACGAGCAAGCUUUCAAAUAACAAAGUUGCAGGAUGGUUUUUUAGGUUUGGAGGUCCCGGGGGAUGCAUCGGUUAGUUAGUUAGUUGGUCUUUUGUAAAAUUCCAUGGCUAAAAUAAAUCGAUGUUAACUGACUUUCCUAUGAAAUAAAAGAAAAGUUUCAG